AGGGUGGCUUUUGUGUGCAGACAAGAGACCUGGUUUCAAAUGCCAGCCAGAGCAUCUUCGGGCUCAUUAAUAAUGGAGGCCUCUGACAGGGCCAGCUUCGCUCGCUUUGUUUCCAACGCAGACGAAAGGGGACAUGGACCUUUCUGUUUUGCCCAAUAACAACCAUCCUGACAAAUUCCUGCAGCUUGACGUGAAGUCUUUAAUGAGGAACUCGACCCUUCUGCAGGCUAGCCUCGCGAGAUUUCCCGGUGGAAAUUUUCCUGCUCCACAGCACUGGCAAAACCUUGUCUACUCCCAGAACCCUGGGGCUUCUCAGAGGAGAUCUGUGAGCUGGAGUGAAAAGCCAGUGAAUCUGCAUUAUGCCUGCAGACCAAGAAGACAGAAAGGAAGACACAUGUACUGUUGGGGAG
Molecule: messenger RNA, 410 nt
Organism: Microtus oregoni (creeping vole)
Lineage: Eukaryota; Metazoa; Chordata; Mammalia; Rodentia; Cricetidae
Product: major intrinsically disordered NOTCH2-binding receptor 1-like homolog
Exons: 3
Source: RefSeq, a predicted model, not a curated record